UCCGUCCUCGUUAGCAGACGACGCGCGCGAUCGUCCUCCGUUGUUUCUGCGGCCUGCCUUCUCGCUCGUCUGCAGCGCGAGCGCUCUAGACAGCCGCCGAUUUUUGUCAGGCGGCGAAGGCGGGCUGUCCCGCAAAGGAAACAAAAGAGAUUAGUGAGUUAUCGAGCGGCGAAUGCGUUGCGCUAUCUCAGUUUAGUUCCUCCUCGCGCAAUUGUGUUUUUGGGGAGGAGGCGCGCGGAGGUUCUGCGAACCUCGUUCUAGAAUCAGUUCGUCUUGUAUCCGUUUGCGAGUGCAAUUAUCCGUCUUCGCUGUGCGGACUUUUUUUUUUAAACAGAAGCGUUCGUCCGUUUCGUUUGUUUGCACCGUCCGCUAUGAGCUGCUCGACCUAUUAGGGGCCCGGACUUGAAGAGUAACCUUUCAGCCACCGCCUACUUCUGAGACAGCAAGUGGUUUCUGUCGCAACGCCGGCCCCCCGCAUCGGGGUUCUCGUCAAAACGUCGCCCUCUGGACAGUUCCAGAACCCCAGGACUCAUGGCUGUGGACUUUGCGGCAGGAUGCUUAGGAGGGUGUGCUGGUGUUAUAGUUGGACAUCCUUUCGACACCAUAAAGGUCCGCUUACAGACCCAAGAUGGUUUAUCUCAUAGGUACAAAGGAAGCAUCGAUUGCUUCAAGAGUUUACUGAGAACAGAGAAGGUGGCGGGCCUCUACCGAGGAAUGUCGUCGCCGAUGGCUGGCGUGGCACUGGUGAACGCUGUGGUGUUCGGCGUGUACGGCUACUCCCAGAAGCGCCUCGGUAACGAUAUCUGGGCACACGGAGCCUCCGGUGCCCUGGCCGGUGCCGUGCAGAGCAUCAUCAGCAGUCCGAUAGAGUUGGCCAAGACGAGGUUACAAAUCCAAGGCGAGAGCGGCGGCCGCGCACUGUACAAGGGCCCCGUGGACUGCCUGCGGCAGUUGCUCAGGACGGAGGGCUUGCGCGGCGCCUUCCGAGGCCUCGGCUCGACCGUGCUCCGAGACGCGCCGGGAUUCGGCGUCUACUUCGCCAGCUACGAGCAGAUGGUGCGCGCAGGCGCCAGCGGACCCGCCAGCUUGAUGGCCGCCGGCGGGCUCGCGGGCGUCUUCUCCUGGAUGGCCUGCUACCCGAUGGACGUGCUCAAGUCCAGGCUCCAGGUGGACGGCAUGAGAGGACCGCGGAGGUACAAAGGUCUCUUGGACUGCGCCGUUCAAAGCUACCGCCAGGAAGGUCUGGCCGUCUUUACCCGCGGCCUCAACUCCACCCUCCUGCGAGCAUUCCCCACCAAUGCCGCCAUAUUCACCGUGGUGACGUGGGUGAUCCGGCUGUGCGACCCGGAUGCUAGGCCGACCAAGGAGCCCGUCACGCAUCUGGCCAUGACGCAGCACCAUCAUCACUUUCACCCUCAGCACCACCACGUCAUGCACUUUGACCCUGAGCUUUACGUCAGCAGAGUCCUGGCCAUGGCGUGGGACGAUAUACACUUUCAUUUUUGAGCUUUUGCGUAUGAUUUAACCUGUGAUGUCUUUUGUCGCAUUGAGAGUGUUAGGCCGGAAUAAUGUUGCGAUUCUAUUCCAACGGCUAUUCCUUUUCUCGCUUCGUCAAUGGACUGUGUGAUGCUAUGCCAGCGUUAUCACUGCAAUCGUAUGUUCGUGAACGGGGUAUGAUAGUAAAGGAAUACCGCAGAGCGAAAAAAAUCCCUGCAUUAUACCGGCCCUAUAUAAUAUUUUACCAUGUGAUUAAACCCUGCCUUGUACAGACCAGUUGUAUGCCACUUUACCUUGGCGGGCUAUGCCUCGCAUUCUUUUUCAACAGAUCUGUACAGUUGUAGAGGUGCAAUAAAGUAAAAAAAUGUU
This is a messenger RNA of Dermacentor andersoni, 1866 nucleotides long. Its product is annotated as mitochondrial basic amino acids transporter-like. Gene Ontology annotation, biological process: mitochondrial L-ornithine transmembrane transport. The record is from RefSeq and is a predicted model, not a curated record. Gene Ontology annotation, cellular component: mitochondrion. Lineage: Eukaryota; Metazoa; Arthropoda; Arachnida; Ixodida; Ixodidae. Gene Ontology annotation, molecular function: high-affinity L-arginine transmembrane transporter activity.